CGCAGUCUAUAGUAAACGACAUGUAGUUAGCUUUAAAUUAUUUAAUCCAUUCAUGUUCGGAUCCUAAACCACAAACCAAAUAACAGGGUUGGAUUUGUUCGGUCUUGCAAGUCGUGAGUGGUUAAGAGCAUCCAAUUAUGGCGACAGUGAGUUCGGAAUCUCUCCCAGAAACUCAGCCAUCUGCCAAUUCCACUGAUUCUGAUACUGCCCCUAAACCUCAAGUCAUUUACCGCUGUAAAAGAUGUAGAAGAAUUGUUGCAUCGGAGGAGAAUAUUGUCCCCCAUGAGCGGGGAAAGGGAGAGCAAUGCUUUAAAUGGAACAAGAAAAGUGUUGACUCCAGCAAAAAUCAAGAGCCACCCGAAUGCUCUUCUAUAUUUGUAGAGCCCAUGAAGUGGAUGCUAACAGUACAAGAAGGUUUUGUGGGGGAGAAACUUCAGUGCAUGGGCUGCAAAGCGCGCUUGGGUUCCUUCAAUUGGGCAGGCAUGCAAUGCAACUGUGGAACUUGGAUCAAUCCUGCGUUUCUGCUUCACAAAAAUAAAUUAGAUGAAUGCCAUAUAUGAGCAAGAGCUGUUAUGGUUAAACGAGUAAGUUCUAGCAACCAUCAAAGGCAGAGGUUGCACUUACGCUGUGCUUGGAUGCCGAGAGAGACUUGCUUUAUUAAAUGCUUGCUACUUGUAGAAAUGUACUAGAAAUGGUGGUUCUAAAUUUUAAAUCUAGUAUUUUCU
Messenger RNA from Populus euphratica (Euphrates poplar), 725 nucleotides. Its product is annotated as probable inactive dual specificity protein phosphatase-like At4g18593. The record is from RefSeq and is a predicted model, not a curated record. Bases 138 to 560 code for a protein of 140 amino acids. NCBI's taxonomy places the organism in Eukaryota, Viridiplantae, Streptophyta, Magnoliopsida, Malpighiales, Salicaceae. Gene Ontology annotation, biological process: protein dephosphorylation. Gene Ontology annotation, molecular function: protein tyrosine/serine/threonine phosphatase activity. The transcript is spliced from 3 exons.